GUUGCUAGCAUGGUCUCGAAGACUUGCAGUCUCCUUUCUGAUGUAGGCAAUGCAAAGUGGAAAUAGUCUAGUUCGUGACGUGAUGCAGUCGGAAGCUGGUGAAUCUGCAUUCAUGAUUCACUGUGUAAAGGAUUUAAGGUUUGGGGGAUGUGAACGUUAGCUCUAAAUAGGGGCGUGUGUAAUUGGGAGCUGAGGUUUCAGGGGGUAUGCGAACUCUGUUUUAUAGCAUGAAGAUUUUCAUAUGAGUGUUAGUUUCUUGUGGUGUUGCCUCAUGACUGAUUGCUGAAGGUCGUGGUGUUGCUUGCAAAUUACAAGUGAUGGUGUGGUCUUCAAAAGAGUCAGUCACCUGCCCAGUGAUAAUUGGAAGCGCUAAUUAGUUGCUAGUUUGAUCAUACAUAAUUUGGAAGUUUUAAGGUCCUCCCAAACUAUGCAGUCUCCCAAUUGCUUGAGGUUCAGUUUUGGGUAUCGAGUAUCUGGGGUAUCGAUUUCUGCGGCGCAUUUAGUCAGGACUACCACUGGUCUGGUCGGAAUCAAUACCGCACCGCAAAUAUUACGGGUCUGGAAAAUCCACCAGGAGCACAUUGUUGUUUGCCUCACGUAGAAAAUCUGCUGGACGCUCGUAGUCCCAUGGCCGCCCAAGUAUUUUUCAAUGGCAGUUUGCUGGGAGGCAUUAGUUGCACUUCAACACCCAGUUCACUUUCUGUGCCUCGAUCUUCGCUGACACUACCUGUGCCAACUUCCUUGCGCAAGAGUCUUUACUCUAUGGUAAGCUGGAAGGAUUUGCUUUCUAGGCACCGUUCUUUUAAGAGGGGUAUGAGGUCAAGCGCUUUAGCUGAUUCAGACUUUUCAGUGAAGAAAGAUGAGAUGCAAACGCAAAGUAUGUUUCCAGCUGCAAGACGUGGCAAGGAGAAUGCGGUUUCUACGACCACUGUGAACGCUACAAGUGUACUUCCGGAACGCAAAAUCAUUCAUGAGACAGCGGUAGUUCAUCCGGACGCCUUCAUAGGUGAGGGUGUUGUCAUCAGCGCAUUUUGUACAGUGGGACCUGGUGUUUCAAUAGGAAAUGGCUGCAAGUUACAUCCUAGUAGUCACGUCUGUGGGAACACGGAACUUGGCGAAGGCUGUGAAAUCAUGAAUGGUGCAGUGGUUGGUUCAGAUUUACCUGGGCGCACAGUUAUUGGCAACCAUAACACUAUUGGUUAUCAUGCUGUUGUUGGGGUGAAGGCUCAGGACUUAAAAUAUAAGGAGGGAGAUGAAUGUUUUCUUCACAUUGGUAACAAUAAUGAUAUCCGGGAGUACGUUAGCAUACAUAGGUCCUCUAAACCAAACGAUUGUACGGUCAUAGGCGAUCAUAAUCUGUUCAUGGCUACUUCUCAUGUUGCACACGAUUGCAAGUUGGGGAAUCACAAUAUACUAGCCAAUGGCACCCUCGUCGGAGGCCAUGUCAUAAUUGGGGACUACAUACACACUGGUGGGGCGGUUGGAAUACAUCAAUUUUGUCACAUUGAUUCUUACUCUUUUCUCGCCGCUGGUGCCAUGGUUACUAGGGACGUCCCCAUGUACAUUAUGGUCUCAGGGAAUCGUGCCGAAUUGAGGGGAUUGAAUUUAGAGGGCAUGCGGCGCCUCGGAUUUUCUGAUUUGGAGAUUAAAAGUAUUCGACGGGCAUAUCAAAAGCUGUUUAUGAACAGAGAUGUAGGAGCAGGGGGUCUUGAGGAUCGCCUUGCUGACUUGGAAGCUAAUGAGGAUUUGGCAAAUGUUCCAGCUGCUGUGGCCUUGCUCCGGUCUGUGCGCAACUGCUUAGGGGAGAACCGUAGAGGAAUUUGCACGUACAGACUGUGGAAUAGUGGGAGUUGAGAGUUAUAGAAAGAACCUUCUUUAAAUUCAACUGCAUCUUCGACGUGACCUUUUCUAUAGCAAAUAUCAAUACAUGCCUGUCUAAAGUUCACCUGGGCAUUCAAAUAAUGGUUUUACAUUUCAAGGACAGAGAACUUGUGUGGGGCCAGAUAUAAUCACUCCUCACCUGCAAAUGAAGCAGUGGGAGCAAAGUAAUGUCUAUCAAAUAGAGACAGUAGCCUCCAGAAAGGGCCUCUGUAUUACGAGUUCUGAAUUAUGAGUCAGAAUCACAAGUUUUGAAUAGCUGGGUUCGGUCACUCAUCCACCUACACAGAUAGUACGCAUUCAUCUGCUCUUUUUGUGCCAAUCUUUUUCAGAGAUGCUGAAUUUUCAUCUAUAUUACAGUGUGCAUUCCACUCGA
This is a messenger RNA of Physcomitrium patens, 2254 nucleotides long. RefSeq names its product putative acyl-[acyl-carrier-protein]--UDP-N-acetylglucosamine O-acyltransferase, mitochondrial. The record is from RefSeq and is a predicted model, not a curated record. NCBI's taxonomy places the organism in Eukaryota, Viridiplantae, Streptophyta, Bryopsida, Funariales, Funariaceae. Gene Ontology annotation, biological process: lipid biosynthetic process. Gene Ontology annotation, molecular function: acyl-[acyl-carrier-protein]-UDP-N-acetylglucosamine O-acyltransferase activity.